GGACUGCGAUUGGAUUAGAGAAAGCUGGGACUGGUGGGAGCUGGGAGAAGAAAAGGCUGCUUUUGUGCCGCUAUGGUAACUGGAGGUUUUCCAGUUUGAGGCCUGAAGGGGGGACCUGCUGCUGCUGCUGCUACUGAAUGAGGUUUAGUUCUUCUUAUUGAAAAAUAUCCUGUUAUAUUGAGAUGGCAUUUGCACCUCCCAAAAACCUAGAUGGCCCCAAAAUGCAAACAAAAAUGAGUACCUGGACACCCCUAAACCAUCAACUUUUGAACGAAAAGGUAUUUGAAGAAAGAAGAAUUCUUCUUGGAAAAUGGUUUGACAAAUGGACAGAUGCUCAGAGGAGAAGAAUCUUGACAGGCUUGUUUGAGCAGUGCUCUCUGUCACAGCAAAAAUUCUGUAGUCGGCAACUUCAGGAAAGAAUUCCAGCAGAAGCAGUGGAUUUCACGACCAAGCUCCCCAGGGUGUUGUCUUUGUACAUCUUUUCUUUCCUGGACCCACGCAGUCUCUGUCGAUGUGCACAGGUGAGCUGGUACUGGAAGAACCUGGCUGAACUGGAUCAGCUGUGGAUGCUUAAGUGUUUGCGGUUUAAUUGGUGCAUCGAUUUCUCUCCAACUCCAUUUGAGCAAGGGGUGUGGAAGAAGCACUAUAUUGAAAUGGUGAAACGAUUUCACAUUACUAAGCCCAAGACUCCACCAAAAAAUGAUUUUAUAGUUCCUGAUAUUCGUACAACAUCAGGUGAUCCUUCAGAAGUGAAGCAAUCCCCUUCGUCUGCCCUUCACUCCUCGUGCUCAUUUAGAAAGAAGACUAACCGAGGGGAAAGGGACCUUCCACCAUGGCGUUCUUCUGAUAAGCAUCCCACUGACAUCAUUCGCUUCAAUUACUUAGACAACUGUGACCCCAUUGAACAGGCCUGGCAGGUAAAGAAGAAAGGAAAUGAAUUGGCGUCAGAUUUCAGCCGACAAUCACAUAGCAAGAAAAAUAAAUUUCAGGACAGAGCCAAGCUGAGGAAAGCACAAUCACUGAAAAGAGAAAAAACGAAUUUCUUCCAAGAACCACCAAGAACACAAAGGAAUCUUUCCAUCUGUCCUUCUUGCCUCAGUCUGAUGUGAAAAACAAAACACUUAAAAUGUGUGGAGCGUAUUUAGUCAUAUUUUUUCCAGCCAGUCAUUCUCUCUGGCUCUGGCUCUACCUGGAUACUCUCUCUUUCCCAGAACAAACCUAGAUUUGCUAGCAUUUAGAAAAUAACAUCAGCAGCAUCAACAAACUUUUAUUAAGUCCUGUUCCUUUCCAGCUUGGUACAACCUGCCAGAGCUUCUGUUCCCUGGAUAGUCUUAAGGGACCCAAGGUCAGCUCUGGAGCUUUCAGUAAGAUCUGCCAUAAAGGUUGGCUUUAGAAUCUGCACAAUAAAAAAUCACAUGGACAAAGACUGCAUAUGGGCCAGACUUUGACAUGCCUGUGACUUAGGUAUUACAGACAGAGGAUAAGCAAAGCCUGGAAUGGGAUAGAAGGAAAGGAGGCUGGAGCACAUUUGGGUAACUGUGCAACGCUCUCGACAAUCCCAAGAUGUCUUCUGCCACCAAAGUCCGUCUUUAACAUCUUCUCCUGGAGAUUGUCUAGUUGCAAAUCCCAGAGCACUGGGAUCUAAAAAGAAUAUUUCAGGUGACCCAAAGAGGUGUGGAAAGAUUCAAGAAGUGACAUGAAAAACAACGGUAAAGACUUGGAUGACCAGAGAAGGAAGUGAAUCGAUCCUACCAUGUGACUAUGGGCAAUUCACAAUUCAUUAGGCCUCACCUAUAAAAUGGAGAUAAUAAUGUCUGAGUUACCUAGUUCACAGAGUGGCUUUGAAGUAAUAUACAUGAUACACAUUGCAAACCUUAGUCUGGGAUUAUUGUUGUUGUUUUUAUGUAUCAAGAAUGAAGAAUAACAGUACUUAUCUCAGAGGAAGACCUCUGCCACAUUGAAUAAAUCUUCAAUGGAGAAUUUUUGAAAGGAUGUAGACAAGAGUUGCAUAAGAUAGGAUGGCAUUGAUGGGUUGUUAUCUGCACCAGUGGGAGGAAUUACUCCUAUCACUGAGAUCUUGUACUUGUAGAUAUAUCAAGAAAUAAACUUCCACGAACUGGUAUGAUUUAUUAAUAUUGCAUGAAUCCCCACGAAUGUGCUUGCAUCUUUGGGGAGGAUUUUUGUCGGCGACAGAGGUUCUCUUCUUAAAUCAGUCAUAAUGCAAGGGCUGCUUUAGGAGUGAACUAUUUUAAUUUAAUUAUUGUUUGGUUUUUUUUCUCAAUCACAUGUAAACUUUUCUCUUAAUGAUCAUUUUGUUUUAAACUCCUACCUUCUGUCUUAGAAUCAAUACUAUGUGUUGGUUCUAAAACAGAGGAGUGGUAAGGGUUAGACAAUGGAGGUUAAGUAACUUGCCCAGGGUCACACAGAGGAAGUGUCUGAAGCCACAUUUUAAACCCAGGACCGCCUCUGUCUAGGCCUGGCACUCAAUUCACCAAGCCACCCAUCUGUCCCCUUAACAUUCAUUUAAAAAAAUUUUAAGUUCCAAAUUCUCUCUCUCCCUCCUUUUCUCUCUCCUCCCUAAGAAGGCAGGUAAUUUGAUAUAGAUUAUGCAUGUGCAGCCCUAUUUGUCAUGUUGCAAAAGAAAACAUAGUCCAAAAAAACAAGAAUAAUAAAGAAAAUUCUAAAAGUAUGCUUCAAUCUGCAUUCAUAUGCUAUCAGUUCUUUCUCUGGAGAUGGAUCACAUUUUUCAUCAUAAGUCCUUCAGAGUUGUUUUGGACUACUAAAUGAGAGGUCAGCUGCAGGGAAGAUGAAAAGGCCCAGAAAUCCUAAGGAUGGAGCAUUUAUGGUGUAUCCUGAGGUCAGAAGACCUAGGAGCCUGAAGGGCAUAGCAAUAUGGUAGAUGGUAAGGCCCAGAGGAAAUUGGGAUAGAGUGGAAGGGCAGCUGCUAAAGGCUUGAUGGUCCUCUAUCUUGCUGCAAAGAUUAUAGCUGAUGACUCUUUGUUACCCUAAGGGGUGUAAGGUGAGAAAGCUAGGAGGAACCUGGUCCAUCUCCUACUACUGGGGAAGAGGGAGAGGGCUGGCCGGUCUGAGUGGAAAGGAAAUUCUAGUCAUUCUUGAAUGACCAUAGAUGGAAUGGAGAAAGUUUGUAUCCAGUCUUAAGAAAGGAGGCCUUGGCAGGAAGGCUGGAGGGAAGGGGACUCACAGGAGGCUGUUUUCACCCAGGGCUCCAUGGGCAUGAGUAAGGGAAAAGAGCCUCACAACUGACAGCUAUUCCCACUCAAUGGAUGGAUAGGGUCUCAGCAGUCUGGGCCCAAGGAGGGAAGAAAAGGGAAAGGAUACACCUUCCUUCUCACUCCAUGGUUGUCAUCUGCUGUUCCCACCCAACUGCCCCAGGGGGAGAGGGAACUGAUCCUUUCACAGUAUGAUCUUGAGGCCAUCCUGAUCCUCCAAGGGCUAUUGGAAAGAUGUAAGGCAAAUACGGGCAGAAACACUCUGUAAACUGGAAAUGGCUAUACCAAUAUUAUUAUUUUCUCAAGGUAAAAGAUAAAUAAAUAUAGGAAGGAAAGACUCUGGAGAGUUUUUCCAGCUCCAUAUUGUUUUACUCUUUGAUAUGAUCUAAACAAAUAUUUCUUUAAACAUUGUUAUUCUUUCCGAAAUUAAAAUAUAAGCUUUAUUUAUGAUUUCCCUCUCCUUCCGCCCCAGCAGGUAUCCUUAGGGGCAGACUUCAGCUGUCCUCUGAAAGGACCAACUCACCUCAACUGGGCUUCUCAUGAGUCACUCAGAUGUACAAAAGGCAAAACUCAAAUGGUCACACAUGACUUUCAGGAGCAACGUAGAAUCCUACCUUCGCCCAUCUAGGCUCCAGACCUGAAAGGGAGUUGGAGCAUGAAAGUGCUUUUAUUGGCAUCCCAAGAAGAUCCGAUUACAUUUAAUGAGUAGCUGGGCCUUUUACCCACUUGCUGUGCUGGAGAUCUUUGCAGCUGAAGCAUCAUGUUUCCCCCAAACAAUAUACAGAGUGUCUUGAGCUCUGAUUUGGAAUCAGAGGAUCUGGGUUCGGCUUACUAUCUUUGCCAAAUAUUAGCCAUGGGGCCUUGGGCGAGUCACUUCUUUCUAGUCCUCACUUUUCUCAUCCAUUAAAUAAAGGGGUUGGACCUCUAAGGUCCCUUCCAUCUCCGACCCUCUUUGGCAUAUGCAAUUUGCACAUGGCUAAGACAUUUACAGACACUAAGAGAGAAGGGAUCACUCACACUUUUGGGUGUGAAGACAACUAAUUAAGGUUAGUAUCUAUCAACAGUCAUAGGCAGACUAAGCAAUAUUGGGUGAUGUUGUGAGAUCUGGGUCUACCGCGUUUCCAGGGAUCUUGGCUGUGAUUAUGAGGAAGGAUAAGAAUUAUGGACAUUUAUAGCACGUUUUUUUAAAAUAUGCAGAAUGCUCUACUUACAUCAUCUCAUUUGAGCCUCAUCACAACUCUAUGAAGUAUAACAGGUAUUAUUAAUUCUAUUUUUUUAAUCCCUUGAUUUCUGUCUUAACAACAACUCUAAAACAGAAGGGCAAGGCCUAGGCAAACAGAGUUAAGUGACUUGCCCAGGGUCACAUUGCCAGGAAAUAUCUGAGGCCAAACUGGAACCCAGGUCCUCCUGACUCCAAGCCUGGCACUCUAUCCUCGGUGCCCCCUAGCUGUCUCUAUUUUUUAGACUAGGAGACAGUCACAGAGGAGUUGAGUGACUUGGACAAGAUCAUAGGACUAGGAAAUGACAGAGGGGGAUUUGAACCCAAGUCUUCCUGAUUCCAAGACUUAGUACAGAUACAUAAAGGAAGGGUGAACCAGAACUCUUCCCAAGCCCAAAUGUUAGUCAUUCAGCAGAAUUUCCAACUAGUAAUUCAGAGGAGGGAACACGGAUAAGAAUUCCCAGCUAGAGAAUCCACAGCCAUAAGCAAUUAAGUAAGCAAUGGGUUCAGGAACACAGAAACUUGGUGAGGCUUGGAGGAGGAGGAGCUGUAGCCAGAAGGAUACUUUCAAUGGCCACUGAGCACUAUGGACAGCCAGCUUUUCAAGUUUCUCCAUUUAGACAGCAGUCAUCUUCCAGCAAGUCUCAAAUGAGCACUGACAUGUUUGCAUUCACCGUAGUCUAGAUUUUUAAAACAGACAAUCAGAAUCAAGGAACUGAAGUCACUGUUCCAAGAACACAAGAAUACUUUAAGAAAGCCCUAGAAGAGCCAUGACAUUGGGGACAUGAAUUCAAUAUUGAGCCAUCUUUAACAUUAUGUAAACACAUGUAACUCUGAUACCUGACAAAUAUAGCUCAUAACUGGACUCUCAUUUACCUGAAAGGGGUAAAGAAGUAAAAUGGAAACAAAUGUAGGUAUGUAUCUGUCUUUUAUAUCUUAUUCUCAAAAUGCAUACGGGUGGAUGGUGAAUUGUUUUUGUAUUUGCUUCUAAGAAUUAUAUGUUGUAAAAUUCUAACAUGAUUUUCAUGACAAAUAAAUAUAUCCAUUACAAAA
Molecule: messenger RNA, 5502 nt
Organism: Monodelphis domestica (gray short-tailed opossum)
Lineage: Eukaryota; Metazoa; Chordata; Mammalia; Didelphimorphia; Didelphidae
Gene: FBXO16
Product: F-box protein 16
Molecular function (GO): protein binding
Source: RefSeq, a predicted model, not a curated record